Molecule: messenger RNA, 554 nt
Organism: Diachasma alloeum
Lineage: Eukaryota; Metazoa; Arthropoda; Insecta; Hymenoptera; Braconidae
Gene: SmD2
Product: probable small nuclear ribonucleoprotein Sm D2
Exons: 3
Coding region: 123-485 (120 amino acids)
Biological process (GO): RNA splicing; spliceosomal snRNP assembly
Cellular component (GO): precatalytic spliceosome; U5 snRNP; catalytic step 2 spliceosome
Molecular function (GO): RNA binding
Source: RefSeq, a predicted model, not a curated record
CAGGGGACUGUGGGACACAAUUCUACGUACACAAUCGUUUUAUACCGCGCGUUGCUGCCGACAACAGAAUAUUUCCACAUUUUUGCAGUUGUUUUGUCAAUUAAUACUGAAUAAGUACAAAAAUGGCAUCCCUCGCAAAACCAAAGUCUGAAAUGACUCCUGAGGAGUUGGCUAAACGAGAGGAAGAGGAAUUCAAUACAGGACCACUAUCAGUUCUCACUCAAUCAGUGAAGAAUAACACACAGGUGUUGAUAAACUGUAGAAACAAUAAGAAACUCCUUGGAAGAGUCAAGGCGUUCGACAGGCACUGCAACAUGGUCCUGGAGAAUGUCAAGGAGAUGUGGACUGAGCUCCCAAGAACGGGAAAGGGGAAGAAGAAGGCAAAACCAGUGAAUAAAGAUCGCUUCAUAUCCAAGAUGUUCCUCCGUGGUGAUUCCGUCAUUCUCGUACUCAGGAAUCCAUUGGCCACUGCUUCAGGAAAAUAAUGUGACACUUCACAAGACUUUUCUCGUAUUCUACGAUUAAAUUUAAUAAACAUUGAUAAUUUAAGCGAA